CAGCGUAGGAGACAGUGCUGCCUUUGAGAAAUGUGAAUCAGAAAUUGAAAUAGUUAUAUGCUUUUCUGGAAAAUGUUCACAAUGUUAACGCCAUCGAGUCUCGUACGAAGAUGGCUAGUACAAGAAAUCCAGCGAAUAUACUGGAAAUUGGCUGACAGGAGAGCUUUGCGUAGCGCACUAUUUGUGGCUGAUAGCCUAGAUCCGCGCUGGAAAAGCCACGGGGCCGUGGGCUAUUUCUCCACGAGUAGUUCGCUCAGCGGUAAGGCACGGGGAGUUACGAAGAAGGGAGCCCUUUCUGAGAAGAAAUUGACUCGCUACUUUGUUGAUCACCGUAGAGUUACAGUGGUGGCUGGCUCAGGUGGCAAGGGUGCCAGCACUUUUCACAGCGAACCCAGGAAAGAGUGGGGAGGCCCAGACGGCGGCAAUGGAGGUGACGGAGGAAACAUUGUUAUUAAAGUCGACCGGCAGGUGAAAUCACUGUCGCUGGUCGCACCAGUUUACCGAGGGGAGGAUGGAGAACCGGGGGGCAGCAAGAACUGCUACGGCCGGAAUGCACACACCACAUACAUUAGAGUACCAGCAGGUACCAUUGUGAAGGAGAAUGGGAAGAUUGUGGUGGACCUGUCCCAUCAUAACCAAGAGUAUAUCGCAGCCUAUGGUGGAGCUGGUGGCAAGGGGAACCGAUUUUUCCUCUCCAACGAGAACCGUGCACCUGUGAAGGCCACCCCUGGAGAACAGGGCCAGGAACGGGUCGUGCAUCUGGAGCUGCAAACCUUGGCACAUGCAGGACUGGUUGGAUUUCCAAAUGCAGGGAAGUCUUCCCUAUUGCGAGCCAUCUCCAAUGCAAAACCGGCUGUUGCUGCUUAUCCCUUCACCACACUAAAUCCCCAUGUUGGAGUUGUGCAGUACCGGGACCAUGAGCAAGUGGCGGUGGCUGAUAUCCCGGGGAUCAUCCGAGGGGCGCACCUGAACCGCGGCCUGGGGAUCUCUUUUCUGCGGCACAUCGAGCGCUGCCGCUUCCUGCUGUUCGUCCUGGAUGCGUCAGCCCCAGAGCCCUGGGCCCAGCUGCAGGACCUCCGCUUCGAGCUGGAGCAGUAUGAGCCCGGGCUGUCCGAGAGGCCGCAGGCCAUUGUGGCCAACAAGAUUGACCUCCCCGAGGCACGGGAGAACCUUGCCACCCUCAGGGAUCGUGUGACCCAGAGGGUCAUCCCUGUAUCAGCGCUCACUGGCCACAACGUGGAGGAGCUGAUCCUGCACCUGCGGGAGCUGUAUGACGGGUACCUGCAGGCAGAGGAGCGGGCAGGGGCAAAGCCUGUGAAGUGGUAGCUGUCAGAGAAAGGAGCUGCAUCUCAGUUGCUGCUCUCCACUGUUGGCAGUUAAUGUGAGGGCCUUAAGAGUGUUUUAAAAACAGAUUAUUUAAGUAUAAAUUAUUUGUGAAGCUGUGAC
Molecule: messenger RNA, 1446 nt
Organism: Megalops cyprinoides (Indo-Pacific tarpon)
Lineage: Eukaryota; Metazoa; Chordata; Actinopteri; Elopiformes; Megalopidae
Gene: mtg2
Product: mitochondrial ribosome-associated GTPase 2
Exons: 7
Coding region: 58-1326 (422 amino acids)
Cellular component (GO): mitochondrion
Molecular function (GO): GTPase activity; GTP binding; magnesium ion binding
Source: RefSeq, a predicted model, not a curated record